UCUAACGUGCUUUCCCGUCUAUAAAAUGCUGCGAGGCGAACGAGGCAGACGCCUCGCCGACAUCGCCACCCCGUCUGCUCUCUCUCUCUCUCUCUCUCUCUCUCUCUCUUGCUCUCGUAAUUCCUCUGUCUCGAUCGGCUGCCGUGAGAAAGACCGAGAGAGAGAGAGAGAGUGAAGAGGAAGAAGAAGUAAGCCGAGAUUAGUGUUGGGUAGUUACCUUUUCUCGUGCAGAGAAUCGGAAAGGAACAUGUCGGCGGCGGCGGCUGCUUGGGUGGAACCGAGCCUGGACAUGGACAAACUGAGCUACGAGAUCUUCUCGAUACUGGAGAGCAAGUUCCUUUUCGGCUACGACGACCCCAAGCUCCUUCUCCCCUCCAUGCCCGCUACACCCGCCGCGCCCCGCGUUCGCUCCGCAACCUCCGGCGCGGUACGUGUCCUCUCCAUCGAUGCCGCUGGCGUGGACUUCGCCGGCGCCGCUCUUGCCCGACUCGAGGCAUCCCUCCGCAAGCAGGUCGGCGACCCCGACGCUUGCGUGGCCGACUUCUUCGACCUCGCAGCCGGGUCAGGCGCCGGGGGAGUCCUCGCCGCCCUCCUCUUCACACGGGGCCACGACGGCCGGCCCCUGUUCUCUGUCGCUGAAGCUCUCCGCCUGCUCGCCAAGCACGGCCGCCGCCUCGCCUCUUCAGCCGCCCAGCGGAAGGGAAUCCUGGCGGGUCUCCUCUGCCGUUCGGGGGGGCUGCUCCGACGGGUGUUCGGGGACGCGACCAUGCGAGACGCCCUGAAGCCGGUUCUCAUCCCGUGCUACGACCUGGCGACGGGGGCGCCCUUCGUGUUCUCGCGGGCGGACGCCGUGGAGGCAGACGGCUACGACUUUCGGAUGGAGGAGGUGUGCGCCGCCACAUGCGCGGACCCGGCGGCGGGGGCGGCAGCGGUGGAGAUGCGCUCCGUGGACGGCCGUACGCGGAUCCGGGCGGUCGGGGGCGGGUUGGCGAUGUGGAACCCCACGGCGGCAGCCAUCACCCACGUGCUCAACAAUCGUCGCGAGUUUCCCACCGCCGCGGGGGUGAAGGACCUCCUCGUCGUCUCGCUCGGGGGCGCGGAGGCCCCGGCGUCACUCGGGAAGGCUCCAUCGCUGCUUUCCGUGGCGGAUAUUGCGAUGAUCACCGGCAGAGCCCAGGCCGACGUGGUGGAUCAAGCGGUGGGGAUGGCGUUUGGGGAGCGCCGGGCGAGCAACUACGUUAGGAUCCAGGGAUGCGGGGCGACGGAGAGGGGGGUGGAGUCGGUGCUGUUUCAGGGGAGGAAGCUGUCGGAAAAGACCAACGGGGAGAAGCUGGACCUGGUAGCGGCGGAGCUGAUCAAGGAGCACGAGCGGCGGAAGCGGAGCGCCGUCCCCACCGUCGUGUUGAAGCCCUCGACGACGCCCGGCCGGUCCUCCUCCUCCUGCUGACCACCUACCUCGAUGUACAUGUACUGUUAGACUGGUCUCAUCAUCCAUUGCCCCUUUUUGCGUGGGUUGUUUCGGGGUGAAAGCUUGUGCAGUAACCCUCGAGUAUGUUUUUUGUUGCCUCUCUCAAGUGCAACAUCUCUCCCUGCUUCAAGAAAACCUCAGGGAAGGGAUCUAUCUAUGUUCCUUGCCUAUCUAUGUUGUCGUCUUCCUUA
Messenger RNA from Musa acuminata AAA Group (dessert banana), 1659 nucleotides. Its product is annotated as patatin-like protein 3. Lineage: Eukaryota; Viridiplantae; Streptophyta; Magnoliopsida; Zingiberales; Musaceae. The record is from RefSeq and is a predicted model, not a curated record. The transcript is spliced from 3 exons. Bases 248 to 1447 code for a protein of 399 amino acids. Gene Ontology annotation, biological process: lipid metabolic process.